Myxocyprinus asiaticus (Chinese sucker) is the source of this 2724-nucleotide messenger RNA. RefSeq names its product ras-related protein Rab-23-like. Gene Ontology annotation, molecular function: GTP binding; GTPase activity. NCBI's taxonomy places the organism in Eukaryota, Metazoa, Chordata, Actinopteri, Cypriniformes, Catostomidae. The transcript is spliced from 7 exons. The record is from RefSeq and is a predicted model, not a curated record. The coding region runs from base 449 to 1162 and encodes 237 amino acids.
ACGCACGCAGGAACGCACGCGCACGCGCACGCACAUUGAAUGAGCGUAAACUUAAAACGCAAAGUCCGGUAAACGCUGCUGGAUCUGCUGUCAUUGGUUUCCUCAGUGCCGCUUUGACAUCAGGUAGUCCGGUUUGUUAGUCGAUGUAAGAGAAGAGCAGUAGAGAAGGAGGAGGCCACUCCUUUGCAAAACUGCGGACAUUCAACAAGCUGAUACGGUGAUCUGUUUAGGGUUUGUGUUUAUAAAUCAUAUUAUAAAUCAUCAGAGCUUUGUGUUUGGAUCCUCGCGUAGAUCUUACAUUUGCGAACAUUCUCGUGUCGGAUCUUCAGAGAGGAAUCAAUGUAACCUGGUAACCUGAAUGCAGGCAAAAGUUGAGGAGAUCGUACAGCAGCACUGAGCCAGUACGCAGUGAAGUGAAAGCGCAGAGCUGCCUACACAGAUCGCAGUCAUGUUGGAAGAGGACAUGGAAGUGGCCAUCAAGGUGGUGGUGGUGGGGAACGGAGCAGUCGGAAAGUCCAGUAUGAUUCAGCGAUACUGCAAGGGCAUUUUCACUAAAGAUUACAAGAAAACCAUUGGGGUCGACUUCCUGGAAAGACAAAUAAUAGUUAAUGGUGAGGACGUCAGACUGAUGUUGUGGGACACCGCAGGACAGGAGGAGUUUGAUGCCAUCACCAAAGCCUAUUACAGAGGUGCCCAGGCGUGUGUGCUGGUGUUCUCCACCACAGACAGAGAAUCAUUUGAGGCCAUCAGCAGCUGGAGGGAGAAGGUGGAGCUAGAGGUGGGGCACAUUCCCACCGUCCUGGUGCAGAACAAGAUUGAUCUACUGGAUGACAUGGUUAUCAAAAAUGAAGAGGCUGAAGGUCUGGCCAAGAGACUGAAAUUAAGAUUCUAUCGGACAUCAGUGAAGGAAGAUCUCAAUGUUAAUGAAGUUUUUAAGUAUCUAGCAGACAAAUAUCUCCAGCGACUCAAGCAACAAUCCGCAGAGGAGCCAGAGGCCGUUCACACAUCCAGCAAUAAAAUAGGCGUAUUCAACACUACUGGUGGCAGCCACCCGAACCAGAACUCCAACGAUCUGAACAGCCGUGAGGUCAUAAACCUGCGACCAAACAAGCAGAGGACAAAGAAGGCAAAAACCACUUUCAGUAGCUGCAGACUGCUGUAGAAUAUCUCGUGUGCGGGAUAACUUGACUGCCUCAUUGGGAUUGUUGAGCCACAUGUCAUAAGAGGCUUUGUUAGCACUAAAGAAAGUCACAUGUCCAUGCUGAACAUGCAGAGCAGAUCUAUACAUAUUCUGUGGUCACAUCUGUUGAUUUCAUCAAAGUCUCUUAUGAGGUGACUGCUGCAGGCUGAAUGUUUGGGAGCUAGAGCCUUCUGGUGGCUGUAAGUGCUUAAAACACUAGUUUAAAAAAUUCCAUUAGAAAGGUAAGUCCUCAAUCCUUAAAGGAACAGUUCACCCAAAAAUACAAAUUCUGUCAUUAUUUACUAUUAUUAUUUACUAUUAUGUGGAACACAAAAGCUACAUUUUAAAGAAUAUUCAUGCAGCCUCGUGCAAAAAAAAUGAAUACCUAAAUAUCAGUCUGUUUUUCACACAAAGCUACCUAAUGGCAUUGGAAGACAUGAAAUAUAGCACACACGUCACAUGGACUGCUCUCACUGGGCUUUUAUUCUGUGUUUUGGGUCAUUUUUUUCAGCUUGACAGCCGAUGUCACUACGGACUGUCAUUGUACAGAAAAGGGUUGCAUAAAGAUUCUUCGACAAUUCUUCUUUUGUAUACCUGGGGAAAAUAACAGCAUGUGGGUUUGCAACGCUAUGAGAGUGAUUAAAUAAUGACAGCACUUUCUUUUUGGGAAGAACUAUUCCUUAAAAGUGUUUAAUUUUCUGCAUUACUAGCGACACCAAAUGUAAUUGCUAAAAGAAUUGUUUCCAGACAGGUUUUUCAAACACUCCCCAUCUGCAGUUGUUUGGAUAAACAGUUCAGCCCCAAACUCACGCCAUUGGUUGAGCCAAUGUUGUUAUGUCUAGCUCAGUCAUUGCCUUUUAAAAACUGAUUGCAAUUUCAUUUUGGUGCCACUAGUGGCACAGACAUUACACAUAUUAAAAUCAUAAGACACAUUUCUUGGUUAUAAAAAUCAAAUUCAGCCCUCACGACUUAAUGACUGAAAAUAAAUUGGAGAUGUAUUAAGCUAUUUUUGUACGAAUAUUGACAAGAAAUCUUUUAGACACUCCCCUUAAUCACAUUUUAACUAUGUUUGUGGUGGGAUUGUAAUUUUAUCACCCCUUAUGAAAGAUUGACUUAAAAUUUCAAUAUGAAAAGUGAAUACAUAUUCUCACGGUCAAAUAUUUAGUGAGUUACUAAGGUGUGCAUUAUUUCAGUGUGGUACACAGCAGGGUAAUGUUUAAAUCUUCACUAAUGAGAUUACUUAUAAAGAAAACACCAUUUGUGCAUUUUGACUGUUCGUCAUUUGUGCAAUAUGUUUGUAUUGAUUGAGAUUCAUAUUUUGCUAUCACAAUCUUCCCUUAAAAGUAAUAUUUAUUUGUAGUGCAAACAUUUUCACAAAUUUUAAACCAUGUUCUUAUAGGAAUUUUUGUAUGAAACAAAAUGUAGUGAAGUAAUGACUUACUGAAAUCCAUAACACAAAACAGUGCCAAAAUGUUUCUAAACUCGAUGUACUUUUAAGAAAUGUAAAGGACAAAAAAAUAAAUAAAAGCACCAUUAAAACAUGA